CGCCCAUCAGUCGAAUACUGGUCGGGAUAGCAAGCGGACGCACAACUUAUCUACACAAUCGAACAGCAAUGGCACUGGACCUGUAUCAUAUGCCCGCUUCGGCACCUUGCCAAUCGGUUCGCCUGCUGGCAAAGGCCAUGAAAUUGCAGCUCAACCUGAUCCACUUGGAUCUGUCCAAAGAAGAACACAUGAAACCACAGUUUCUCAAGCUCAAUCCACAACAUGUGAUUCCAACGUUGGUCGACAACGACUUUGUCCUGUGGGAAUCGCGUGCCAUCCUAAUCUACCUGUGCGAAAAAUACGGCAAGAAUGACAAGUUCUACCCACGUGACCCGAAGAAGCGAGCCGUCAUCAACCAACGGUUGUACUUCGACUUGGGAACUCUGUAUGACCGGUUCGCUGACUGCUACUAUCCGCUAGUGUUCGAAGGUCAGAAAUUCGAUGAAGAAAACUUCAAAAAGCUAGAGGAAGCUUUCGGUUUUCUCGAAAUCUACCUGGGACAAAAUACGUACGUUGCGGGCGACAAGAUUACCAUUGCCGAUUUCAGCAUCUUGGCGUCGAUUACCACUAUGAAGGUCUGUGCCGAGAUAGACUUUUCCAAGUACGGCAACAUCGAACGUUGGUAUGCGCAACUCGCCGAAGAAGUGGCCGAUCAUGAUGACGUUUGCGUCCAAGGGGCCCUGGGAUUCCAGCCACACUUCCAAGCUGCCAAGAAGGCGGCCGAGGAGCAAGAAUAGAGUUUAGCUGAAAUAAAGUUACCCCAGAGGGGUUUUUUCGUGAUAAGAUAA
Molecule: messenger RNA, 788 nt
Organism: Ochlerotatus camptorhynchus
Lineage: Eukaryota; Metazoa; Arthropoda; Insecta; Diptera; Culicidae
Product: glutathione S-transferase 1-1-like
Exons: 2
Coding region: 69-737 (222 amino acids)
Biological process (GO): glutathione metabolic process
Molecular function (GO): glutathione transferase activity
Source: RefSeq, a predicted model, not a curated record